Oncorhynchus nerka (sockeye salmon) is the source of this 1192-nucleotide messenger RNA. RefSeq names its product surfeit locus protein 1. The coding region runs from base 86 to 997 and encodes 303 amino acids. NCBI's taxonomy places the organism in Eukaryota, Metazoa, Chordata, Actinopteri, Salmoniformes, Salmonidae. The record is from RefSeq and is a predicted model, not a curated record. Gene Ontology annotation, cellular component: mitochondrion; membrane. Gene Ontology annotation, biological process: mitochondrial respiratory chain complex IV assembly. The transcript is spliced from 9 exons.
CCUCCUGCACACAGGAUAUGUAAGUUAUUUUGCCAGUUGCCUCGUCAAAUUGACUGUCUGUGUGUUUACCAUAUUUUCAGUAACUAUGGGCAGUUUAACAGUUAUGUUCGCGUGUUCUGCUAAGACCUUGAAGAUGAUCAAAAAUAACUCACAUGCAAUUUAUUUCAAGAGGACUCUAUUGCCACGACUGCCUCUCUUCAAACAAUCAGAAGGCAAGUGUAUCAACUUUGGUCGACUGUCAAGCUCCACAGCUGCCAGUGCAGCGAAGGGAGAGGACUCCUUCCUCAAAUGGCUUCUGCUUCUGAUCCCUGUCACCACAUUUGGUCUUGGGACAUGGCAGGUGAAACGUCGGGAAUGGAAAAUUAAGUUGAUUGCAGAACUGAGAAGUCUUACCUCCGUUGAACCCAUUCCUCUUCCUAUUGAUCCUCUGGAGUUGAACAAUCUGGAGUACAGGAGAGUAAAGGUGCGUGGGCACUAUGACCACUCCCAGGAGAUGUACAUCUUACCACGCUCACCUGUCGACCCAGAGAAAGAGGCAAGGGAGGCAGGCCAGCUGUCAUCCAGUGGAGAUACUGGAGCCAAUGUCGUUACCCCGUUCUACUGCAGUGACCUAGGGAUCACGAUCCUUGUAAACAGAGGAUAUGUUCCUAGGAAGAAGAUCAAGCCAGAAACCAGGAUGAAGGGACAGGUGGAUGACGAGGUUGACCUGGUAGGUGUGGUGAGGCUGACAGAGAUCCGCAAACCCUUUGUGCCACAAAACGACGUGGAGCGCAACCGCUGGCACUACCGCGACCUGGAGACAAUGGCUAGAGUCACAGGGGCUGAGCAGAUCUUCAUCGAUGCUGACCUGGCCAGCACAAUUCCGGGUGGACCUAUAGGAGGACAGACCCGAGUCACCCUAAGGAAUGAACAUAUGCAGUACAUUAUGACGUGGUAUGGCCUCUGUGCAGCAACCUCUUACAUGUGGUAUGCCAAGUUCAUCAAAAGGAUUGUGUAAAACACCCCACAAUGGCUUGAGUAGUGGACAUUAAUAUGUUUGUCAUGAAUAUACCACAGCGAGAUCAUGGCAGUAUAGAAGCUGCUGUAGGUACUUAAUGUCUAGGUUUUAUUUGACAAAUGUACACUUACAAAUGGAACAUGUAAAGUUGUUGGUUUCAUGAGCUGAAAUAAAGACCCCAGAAAUUUGACACAA